This is a messenger RNA of Hemicordylus capensis (graceful crag lizard), 4606 nucleotides long. It is a transcript of the gene SEC24B, whose product is annotated as SEC24 homolog B, COPII coat complex component. Lineage: Eukaryota; Metazoa; Chordata; Lepidosauria; Squamata; Cordylidae. The transcript has 24 exons. The coding region runs from base 123 to 3821 and encodes 1232 amino acids. Gene Ontology annotation, molecular function: zinc ion binding; SNARE binding. Gene Ontology annotation, biological process: COPII-coated vesicle cargo loading; intracellular protein transport; endoplasmic reticulum to Golgi vesicle-mediated transport. The record is from RefSeq and is a predicted model, not a curated record. Gene Ontology annotation, cellular component: endoplasmic reticulum exit site; COPII vesicle coat.
UUCCUGCCGAGUAGCCGACGUCGCCGCGCUCCGGUCGGGCCUCUCCCCGCCCCCUUCCCGAGCGGGCGCCGCGGAGGCAGGAGCCCCAGCCGCGUCGCCAGGAGCCUCGAACGGACGGCGCCAUGUCGGUGCCCCCCGCCGCCUCCGGGCGCCCCCCGCCGCCUGCCCCACCCGCCGGCUCCUCCUUCCCCGGCGGGCCCAGCGUUGCCUCGGCGAGCCUGAGAGCCCCAGGCGGCCCGGAUAGCGUGCGGCUCUGCCAGAACGGUCCAGUGCAGAAUCAGAUGCAGUUUGCUUCAGGAUAUGGCGCUCACUCUCAGAACUAUAGUGCUCCCUCGGGACACUAUUCACAAGUGCCCAACAAAACUAUCCCUUCACAGCUGGAUAACCAUUAUGGUGCCGAUUAUUAUUCUGCCCACUACUCAGCACCAGCACAAAAUGUUAUUGCUUCUUCUGUGGCUCCCAACAUGCCGAGCACACAGCAGUUGUACCAUAGAGCACCUCAUACAGCAGAAUCAUCUGGACCUUUCCAAGGAAUGAAUUAUUCUGCACAGCAAUUACAUGCCAGCAUUUCACAGUCCGUUUCCUCCUUUGGCAGUCCCUACCCUACUUCAGUCUUGCACUCUGCCAGCUCUUCCGUUCCAUCUCAGGGAUUUGUUGUUGCUCCUUAUACUAGGUCUGCUGCUGUCUCUAGUGUGGCUUACCCUAAUGUUUCAUAUCCUUCUAUGCCCAUUGGCAGUCCAUAUGGGCAGGUGCCUACUUCUCACAGCAUACCAGCACCUGGACAUUUGAAAGAAGCAAAUGAUUACUUUAGUCAGAAUAGAGCCACACUUCCAGUACAGCCAGUAGUUCCUUUGGGAUAUAAUGCUGCAUCGUGGUCUGCUCCAGAACUCCAUUUGGCUCAAGAGAAUCGUAGUGGAAGCUUUGCAGGAUCCCUGCCUGAUGCAAGCAACCCGCUGAGUACAGGUUUACCACAGCCUGUAAACCAGAAUGUUCGGCCUGCAGUCCUUGCCCAGGCAAGAUCCUCAGCUGUGACCUCUUCAGUAAGAACACCUGCUAUAGAUAAGAUCGCCCAGCCCACCACUACCACUUCUCUCGCACAACCACCCGAGCCGUCACUUCACGAAGGCAUGCAGUAUGGUGGAUAUGUUAAUAAUCAAGCUAGCUCUCCAGCAACUCCCUUGUCAUCAAGUUCAGAUGAUGAGGAAGAGGAUGAGGAGGAUGAGGAAGCAGCCCUUGACAGCUCUUCCACAACGGGCAGUGCCUCUCCUGUGCCCAACAAUUACGAUGCCCUUGAAGGAGGUGGCUACCCAGAGGCACGUUCUACAACGAGUAGUCCAGCUCCUGUUUCCUCAGUUCCCCAGAUGUCUAAAACUUCUAAGCCUUUUGGCUAUGGGUACCCUAUUCUUCAACCUGGCUACCAGCAGAAUGUAACACCGCCUUUGCCGCCAUCUGCCAUGCAGCCCAGUAACACUGGAUAUAAUUCUGGAUUUCCUCAGCAUCCUCAGCAAUAUCCAACUAUGAAACAGCUAUCAGCUAGUCUUGGAGGUCUAGGAUUACAGCAAAUGCAGCAGCCAGAGAGCUUGAGACCGGUCAACCUUACUCAAGAAAGAAACAUUCUGCCUAUUGCUCUAGUUCCAGCUCCUGUGCCUAAUUUAAAUUCGGACCUGAAAAAAUUUAAUUGCAGCCCAGACUCAUUUCGAUGCACUUUGACAAAUAUUCCACAGACUCAGGCUUUGCUAAACAAAGCAAAACUUCCUUUGGGGUUGCUUCUACAUCCCUUCAGAGAUCUACCGCAGCUGCCUGUGAUAACAUCGAACACCAUUGUAAGAUGUAGAUCAUGCAGAACAUACAUCAACCCCUUCAUUUCCUUCAUUGACCAAAGGAGGUGGAAAUGUAACCUGUGCUACAGAGUUAAUGACGUUCCUGAAGAAUUUAUGUAUAACCCUCUGACCCGAUCCUAUGGAGAGCCUCACAAACGACCAGAAGUCCAGAACUCUACUGUAGAGUUCAUUGCUUCUUCAGAUUACAUGCUCCGUCCUCCACAGCCUGCAGUAUAUUUGUUUGUAUUUGAUGUGUCCCAUAAUGCAGUAGAAGCUGGAUACUUACCAAUUGUGUGUCAGUCUUUGCUGGAGCACCUAGACAAGUUGCCUGGAGAUUCAAGAACAAGAAUAGGCUUCAUAACAUUUGACAGCACUGUUCAUUUCUACAACUUGCAGGAAGGAUUAUCGCAGCCUCAGAUGCUAAUUGUCUCAGAAAUUGAUGAUGUCUUCCUGCCCACUCCUGAUAGCUUACUUGUUAAUCUGCAUGAAAGUAAAGAGCUGAUUAAAGACUUACUGAAUGCACUGCCAACGAUGUUCACCAACACAAGAGAAACACACAGUGCUCUGGGCCCAGCCCUUCAAGCUGCCUAUAAAUUGAUGUCUCCAACGGGUGGGCGCAUAUCUGUGUUUCAGACACAGUUACCAUCCUUAGGUGCUGGACACUUGCAGUCCAGGGAAGAUCCCAAUCAAAGAUCAAACACAAAGGUUGUUCAGCAUCUUGGCCCAGCAACAGAUUUUUAUAAAAAGUUGGCACUAGAUUGUUCAGGACAGCAAACUGCUGUGGAUUUGUUUCUUUUAAGCUCGCAGUAUUCGGAUUUGGCCUCUCUCGCCUGCAUGUCGAAAUAUUCUGCUGGGUGCAUCUAUUAUUAUCCAUCUUUCCAUCAUAGUCACAAUCCUGUCCUAGGAGAAAAAUUGCAAAAAGACCUUAAACGAUACCUUACACGAAAGAUCGGAUUUGAAGCAGUCAUGCGAAUAAGAUGUACAAAAGGUCUUUCCAUUCAUACCUUCCAUGGUAACUUUUUUGUGCGAUCUACUGAUUUGUUAUCCCUUGCCAAUGUGAAUCCUGAUGCUGGAUUUGCAGUACAGAUGUCAAUUGAAGAAAGUCUGACAGACACAUCGUUGGUCUGCUUUCAGACAGCACUCUUGUAUACUUCCAGCAAAGGUGAACGGAGAAUUAGAGUGCACACACUUUGUUUGCCUGUGGUGACUUCGUUGUCUGAUGUUUAUGCUGGAGCAGAUGUGCAAGCAAUUGUAUGCCUCUUGGCUAAUAUGGCUGUGGAUCGAUCAGUUUCGUCAAGUCUUUCUGAUGCAAGAGAUGCCUUAGUGAAUGCAGUGGUGGAUUCACUGUCUGCUUAUAUGUCAACUUCAUCAAGCCUCCAGCAAUCUGCUUUGUUUGCUCCAAAUUCCCUCAGGCUUUUUCCUCUCUACCUUCUGGCUCUCUUCAAACAGAAAGCAUUUAGAAUUGGCACAAGUACACGGUUGGAUGAUCGCAUAUAUGCCAUGUGCCAAAUAAAAAGUCAACCUCUGGUUCACUUGAUAAAGAUGAUACACCCUAACCUAUACAGGAUUGACAGACUCACUGAUGAGGGAGCAAUACAUGUCAACGAUAGGGUUGUACCUCAGCCGCCUCUUCUGCAAUUGUCUGCAGAGAAAUUAACACGAGAAGGAGCUUUUCUUAUGGAUUGUGGCUCAACAUUUUACAUUUGGAUUGGAAGAAACUGUGACAACUUCAUAAAAGAUGUCCUCGGAUAUCCGAACUAUUCAUCUGUACCACAGAACACGGCACAUCUUCCAGAAUUAGAUACUCUUUCUUCAGAGCGAGCCAGGUCCUUUAUAUCCUGGCUUAAGGAUAGUAGACCUUUAAACCCAGUACUUCAGAUAAUAAAAGAUGAAAGCCCUGCAAAGGCAGAAUUCUUUCAACAUUUAGUUGAAGACAAAUCAGAGGCAGCAUUCUCUUACUAUGAAUUUUUGCUUCACAUUCAACAACAAAUUAGUAAGUAAAAGAAUGAGGAAACAGAAAAACAACUCUGGACUACUUAUCCAAACAUCAGCUGUGAAAGAAGCACACUAAAAGUGGUGAAACCAGUCAUGGGUUCUGCAGUGUCCAGACAUGGGUUCUUCAACAUCUAUAUCUAAAACUUUUCAGCUGAGAGGACAAAAUACACAUUUCCAUAUGAAUCUUACAGUUUUGCUUCAGUCUACAAAAUGAUGGCUAUAAUGAUGCAAUUUCAAUAGUUGUUUUAAGUUGGUUUAUAUGCGUUUCCAGUAGUGCAACAAUAUGGUGCUGCUUUUAUUUCAAGCUGGUGGACUUGUGUAGCUUUAUGGAAUAGUAUUUCAAAACUCAGAGUGUGUUUCCUCUCCCACCCCAUAUUUAGUAUGAUAGCCUUUCCAGAUGAUCUUUAGCAGAGAUGCCAAAGUGCAGUGCUCCAUGCUGUUUAUAUGAAUUUGUAAAGGAAAUAAUUCAUAUUUGAAGACUUCACCAUUUUCUCUGUGAAGAUUAUAGAAUUUCAAUACAGUAUAUAUGAAUUGUAGAAAUUAAAUAUAUAUAAUGUACAGAAGUGUUACAUUUGUAAAGAAAAUGUAAAAAUGUAACUACAGAGUUUGAAUUGCUUAGUGUGCUGCAGUGUUGGUGAUUCUAUGACAAAUCACUAUUUCAAAGAAUAAAGUUGACUAAUGCAUAUUAAAACAAAUCUGAAUCCACAUAGGAAAAAUGCAACUUUGUAAUUCACUUAAUAUUUUUAUGUGGAUUAAUUUAUGAUCAGCUAAUUAAAAAGAUUUUGCUUGAU